AGGGGUCCUUUCCAGCCCACAGCUAAACAAAAGAAGCUUGAAAGGGAGAAAAUCUAUCAAACACUUCUUUAAAGCCGGGAGGUCCUCUGAUUUGCGCGUUUUCUACAUUGCGCUCUUUAUGAUAAACCGCAGCGCAUUUUGGAUAUUUCAAAGAGACACUUGGAAGCUUUUUAAUAGCCGUCUAUUGUCAGUGUGACAUGGGGUCACACUGCAGUGCGAUGACCUGUUUUUCACCUGUCGUGCUCCGAUACUUUGGAUUCGUGGACGUCUAAACGGGUUUGCUUUCGAGAAGACUUUCUCUGAACGAUCCUCCAAUACGCGCUCAGAUGCUCACCCGGGUCUGUGUCCGGUUUUGGCUCCAGUUUUUGAAACGAUCGCCUCAAGCCGGCGCAAACCUCUCACUGUCCGGGGUGACGCUGGAGCGAUGCAGUCCAACCUUUCAUCGGCAGUCGUGCUAUGCUUCCAGGCCCUAUUACUGCUGUACAGCCCAUUACAGGUUCAUACAGUGUUAGCAGUGGAAAAUGUUAACUUUGGAGUGCACGUGGAGAACCAGACAGGCGUGCGGGACGGUCUGAGCCGGAAGCACCACAGAGUUUAUCAACUAUACAGCCGGACCAGUGGAAAACAUGUCCAGGUGCUCGGGAAGAAAAUUACAGCUAUGGGAGAGGAUGGAGACAAAUAUGCUCAGCUCGUGGUGGAGGCCGACACCUUUGGGAGUCAAGUGAGGAUACGAGGGAAGGAGAAAAACUAUUAUCUGUGCAUGAACCGAAAGGGAAAGCUUUUGGGGAAGAAAGCCAGUACUGCAAAUGGAGGCUGUGUCUUCAUUGAAAUAAUGCUGGAGAACAACUACACUGCUUGGAUGUCAGCGCGCUACGUUGGCUGGUACGUAGGCUUCACCAAAAGGGGUCGUCCACGCCGGGGACCAAACACAUUACCCAAUCAGAGAGAUGUGCACUUCAUGAAACGCUUCCCACCAGGAGAGCAGCCCGACCUGCAGCCGUGUAGCUUUACCACCGUCAACAAGAGGAGCAAAAGAGUCCACCAGGCCUCCACCUCUCCUCAGCCACUCCCAUAAUGCAACACAUCCAACAGACUCCUGCUGUGUGCAAAUAUCUACAGAAACUCUUGUUUAAAAGACACAUAGGUUAGACUUCGGACCAACCUCCUAUAAAAGUCAAAGGAUGAGGUUAAAUAAACCCUGUGUAAUCACGCAAGCAUAACCAAAGACUUCUGGGCAAGCGUCCAGAAUCUAAACCCUGACAACAAGGGGACCAAGCACUUGAGGCAUAUAUAUUCCUCGCAAAUGUGCAGUGCCACAGAUUUAGGUUUGUCUCGUCGUGACAAUGAGCAACUGAAAGUUCAAAGUGUGUUAAGUUAAACAGCACAUGUUUGCAAUCCAUUUGUGGCAAAACCUAGAAGAUGGAAAGUUCGUACUCGACACAUCAGCUGAGACCUGAGAGGUUCACGUAAAAACAUUAAAGGAUCUGCUUUGUGUGCUUAUCAAUACGUCCGGUUUGGGCCUAAUCAGAGUCCAUCAGAACGUAUUUGUCAAGAUACUCCCAGUGAAACUUUAGUUAAAGAGAUCCUGUAAAAAGAAAAAUAUCUGUCAUUUAUUCACCCUCGUGUCUUUCAAAAUCUUUUACACUUAUCUGUAGAACACAAGAGACUAUAUUUUGAGAAAUGUCUCCAUUGUUUUGUGUCCAUACAAUUUAAGUCAAUUGGGCUCAAUGUUGUUUUGUUACCAACAUAUCUUCUAUUGUGUUCUGCGAAAGAAAGUCAUAGAAGUUCUGAAAGACAUCAGGAUGAUUCAUUGUAAGAAUUUCAUCACUUUAAGGUUGGGUUUGUGGUUUGCUACCUCUAGACUUACUAUACCUGUCUUUGCCAAUCACAUCUGUUUUACAAGGACCUUUAUUUAUGGUCCAUUAUAUUCAUAAGAGCUGACGGUUUCAGACAUCAGUGAAAUACUGAAUAAAAUAUAAGAAACAAUAUUUAUAUGGACAGCAGUGAAUCUGGCCACAAAUUUAAAUGGAAUAUUUUUGCUAAUUUGUUAAGUGUUCGUAAGAUUUUCACUCGGCAUACAUUUUGUGUAUUCUUUAUGGACCAAUCUAUAAAAAGGUAUUACACAUAAAUUUGGCAAAGACUGUUACCCAAGACAACUCGCAUUGCAAUAAAGCUGUAUGUUUAUAAGCAUGCGCAUUUUCUGGGAACUAAAUCCAUGACUUUGGUGUUUCUAGCACCAUACUUUACCAGGCAAAAACAGUUUCUGAUGUGCACUGAUGUUUGAAGUCAAUGAUAGCUGGUAAAGUUAAUAUCCAGUAGUAGCCAAAACAUGGGUUGACUUUUCAAUCAAGAUAGCUACACAUGCAAGUGAUACUCCAAAUGACUCAGGAGCUUCUAGCCCUGUAUGUAACAUUAUACAAAAACUGCAAUUUACUCUGCCCCUAAAAUCUUGAGAUGAAAUAUUUUGAUACUGUUCGUGUUAUUAAAAUAUUUAUUUUGUGUAUGUGCUGAUUAAUGGCUUCAUUUUGUUCAUGACAUCAUCUUCACUUGGCCCCGUUUUGUCAUAUUUCCAUGGAAAACUUAUUUUAAUUCUCUACAGCAUGUUUUAUUGCCACCUAGUGGUCUCAAAGGGAAUAAACCAUUAAAUCUAAUUGUCUUAAAGGUCUUGCAUAGCAACAGAUGCGAACCAUCUGACAAAAUUAGCUUACAUUUAAGAUUCUAUUAUUGGUCACUAACAGCAAAUUAUACAAACAGGGUACUUCCAUUCUUCAUCUAUACUUCAGAUCUUGGUUUACCCUUCUAUUUAAGAGCGUUUAGAAGCAAAAACCACUCACGCUAAAGAAACAAGUUUAAGUUUUCGUGACUUGUAGGUUCAAGUUUCUGCUACAUUCCUGAUCUCACAUAUUGUGAAGUAGCUGUCUGUCUCUCGCGGUACAGACUGACUUUGAACCUCCUUCUUUAUAAUGUCUCCAUCUCUCUCACACGUACACCCUUACAUCUCCCAUCCUGACAGCUCCCGGUGUGAGUCUGCAAUCAUUCAUACUAAUGACUGAAUCCAUGGAAUUCCAUUCUGCGUUUCACACAGUACGGAUUAAGAUAAACUAUUAGAGCUCCUCAUAUUUUAUUACUGAAGACUAAAAAUUGCUAGACAUUUAAACAUUGCUCUAGGUAUGAAGCGUUGAAACAAUCUUCCAAAUUGGAUUCAUAUUGUGCCCGUUGCUAUAGAGCGGAUCGUAAAAGCUGAAAUCAAAUAAGACUUCACCAUUGGAUGAAAAUUAAAGCACUGCCAAUUUCCACAUUUUCUGAGCAGGAGGUAAACUUAAAUAUUUGAACAGCAGCCCUGC
Triplophysa dalaica is the source of this 3344-nucleotide messenger RNA. It is a transcript of the gene fgf18b, whose product is annotated as fibroblast growth factor 18b. Lineage: Eukaryota; Metazoa; Chordata; Actinopteri; Cypriniformes; Nemacheilidae. Gene Ontology annotation, biological process: animal organ morphogenesis; regulation of cell migration; fibroblast growth factor receptor signaling pathway. Gene Ontology annotation, molecular function: type 1 fibroblast growth factor receptor binding; growth factor activity; type 2 fibroblast growth factor receptor binding. The transcript is spliced from 5 exons. The record is from RefSeq and is a predicted model, not a curated record. Gene Ontology annotation, cellular component: cytoplasm. The coding region runs from base 425 to 1075 and encodes 216 amino acids.